Stegastes partitus (bicolor damselfish) is the source of this 1439-nucleotide messenger RNA. It is a transcript of the gene lin37, whose product is annotated as lin-37 DREAM MuvB core complex component. Gene Ontology annotation, cellular component: transcription repressor complex; Myb complex. Gene Ontology annotation, biological process: negative regulation of transcription by RNA polymerase II. Bases 371 to 1099 code for a protein of 242 amino acids. The transcript has 9 exons. The record is from RefSeq and is a predicted model, not a curated record. Lineage: Eukaryota; Metazoa; Chordata; Actinopteri; Pomacentridae.
AAUAAGCUAAGUUAGCAACGGUAGUUUGGCUAGUACCCACGGCGGUACGAUAUAAUAUUAAAACGACUAGCCAGAAGUAUAUUUCAAGUAAAUUUCUGGAAAUCGCUAGACGUAACUGUUAUUCAGCUAUAGACGUAGAUAAAGUUGGAUUUGUAAACCAGCUUUAACUAGUGGUCACGGCGAAUGCAGAAAGUGGCUAGCUAGUUGUUAACGAUAACCGCAGCUAGCUAGCUAGCUAGCAACCGUUGUUGUCAGCAAGUGAUUAACCAGAAAAUGUCAUCAGCGUAGAGAUACCGACAGUCAAGGUGUGGUUUUAAAAGUGUGUUUUUUCCCUUUAUAACUGCGAGGAUAAUAUUAAAAGGUGGACAUAAUGCACCACGUCAAAAUCAAGACUGAACGGCCAGAUUUAGAGGGGACAGGUGCUCGCAGCAGAUUGGAUGCUGUGUUAAAGGGACUGGUAGAGAAGACUGAGAACGAAAGAGAGCAGAAUGAGGGUGAUCCAGGAAAAAUAUCAGCUGACUCUUUAAACAAGGAUUUGUCUCCAUCAUCUGCUGGAAAAAGACCUUCCGCUCGAUUUCCACAGCAUCGGAGGAAGAAGCGAAAAGAGAUGGAUGAGGGCAUACCAGAGAGCAAUCAGCAUAAACAAAAUGCUUACAUUAUUAAGUUAUUUGAUCGCAGUGUGGAUCUGGCUCAGUUUAACACCAGCACCCCGCUGUAUCCUAUCUGCCGUGCAUGGAUGAGAAACAAUCCUUCUGUUCGAGAGCCAGCUACUUCCCCAAGUUCUCCCCACAGCAUGGCAGAGGAAGAGGUUACAGACAUGAUCAACGGCAAAGGUCAGAACGUGUACCGACUUCCACCUCCAACGUCCUGUCCAGUUAGCACUACUGGUGAACCCAUCAACCUCAGGAUCCCACACAAUGAAAAACCCACUGUUACCAAGUUAACAGAUGUUGCUGUACCAGGAUCUUUUAUAUGUGACCACAUGGAACGCUGGAAAAAGAUACGGCAAAAAUGGAAGGAAUGCUCCAACAAGAACCAGUUAAGAUACAGUGAGAGUAUCAAGAUCCUUAAGGAAAUGAAGGAGCUCUAUGAUCGCUAGCGGACCACCUUGUAGCACUCAGCACACAGUGGACUCUAUGCAUAAACACGGCUCUGCAGUCAGUGUUUGAAUUCACCUGCCUUCUACACAGUCAGACUCAUAGGAAAGCAUCAACACAACCUUGAGCCUUAAAAGACCUGACGUCCUUUGUAUCGCAGAACGAGUUUGUUACAGUUCCUUGUGUGUGAGCGUCCCUUUGUGCUAUGUGGGAUUUAUACAAAAAAAAUCUACGUAGAUGUCUGAUUAAUUUAACUCACUCAUCAGUUUCUUUUCCCAGAUACACUGUGACUUGUGCAUCCUCGACAUGAACAACAAUUAAAGUCCAUUGUGAUGUCUUCCA